AUGUUGAAAUUUGGAGCCUUAGUGUCGUGGAGGUUAGGAACCCGUUCAGCUUUGCGAAACUUAUCAGGCCCCGGCGCCACUGUAAUUAAGUCUGAAAAAUCUGAUCAUCUCAAGGAUGUUACUGGCAAAGAUCAUGAAUUUGAAAUGUCAGAUGAGAAAGCUAGAACAGGCCUUGUAGCAGCUGCAUUUGCUACAUUAAACACACCAGAAAGUGAAGUAAAAAAACCAAGUGUAAAGUCUGUUAGGCUUUCUCGGACUCAACAAUUAGACACUCUAAUAAUGAAAGCCACAGACAUAAAUAGCCUUCUGUCAGUGGCUGAAAACCCAAUUGUGUCAAGAAAACAUGCUUUAAAGAUGGUUUCAGUUCUAUCGGAAUGGUCGAGUUCUAACCGGGUGAAAUUAUCAGAUUUUGAGAAAGACCCGAGAUUUCUAAAGUUGUGUCGAAUUCUGGCACGAACUCCAGCCAGUCAUGCGAUGACAUCACUGACCAUGGCGGAAGAUCUGAGUACCGUGUUAGGUAUAACUGGAGACGAUGAAGCGGCCAGACUUAUUGGUAAUUUGUCACUGUCACAAAUGAUUAAGGUGAUGAAAGCCCUUCAGCAAAAAAGUCGUCGAAGUACUCCAUUACUGCGCGCUCUGUCCUACAACAUCACCAAACAGCCGGAUAACAUCGAUCUAAAGAAGUCGGCAGACUUACUGUUCUCUAUGGUAUCCUUAAAUUUCCCUGACCCCGUAUUGUUGGACAGGAUUUGCAGCGAAGUCAUAAAGAAUCUUCCGUCAAACAUAGAAAAGCCGGCGGUGGUGAACUCGAUAUUGGUGUCGCUGGGGCUCCUCAAGUACCGACACGAGGAAGCCCUGUCGGCCCUCGUGGAUUGGAUGCAGACCAACAGAGCCGUGUGUAGACCGAGCGAUAUCGCAUCGGCCGUGGUCACCCUGGCCAACGUCAACUACGUUCCGCCCAACUGUGAGGGCUUUCUGGAGGCCGCGCUCCUGCUCAAGGAAGACGAAAUGACGAAAGCUCUCUCGUGGCUGGACCUCGUCUUCUCUCUGCUCGUCCUGGAGAAGGCCGAGAUGCAUCAUCUCACUUCCACUUUGAAGCCGGAGUUCAUCGACAAACUGUUGUCUCUCGGAGAAAUUUCGAUUCCGUCCCGCCGCAAACUAAUGGCGAUAGACGCGUACGUGGCCGCGAAGCUGCCUCACCCGCCCCGACUCCCCGAAGACAUAUCGGUGGGCGUGUCCCUCGUGCACACGAAGGAGAAGGCGCUCUUCGUGCAGAGCGUCAUGGACACCUUCAAGAGUCUGGUCUCGGCGGACACGUUCCUGCAGAGGGACUGCAACUCCGGAAUGGGCUUUCUGUACGACGCAGAAUUCGCAGUAGACUCGAAAUGUCAUCCAGUUCCCUUACAAAAGGCUGUCAAUAAUAACAACGUUCACCGGAUAGCAGUUCUCGCGCUGGAUUACCACGACAUGACGCGAAGGGUGCCGGUCGAAAUGGGCACCUUCAGGCUUUACACGCGCCUGUUGGAGCUUAGGGGUUUCAAAGUACUUAAAGUCCCGUACACGGAAUACAACCCGAAGGACAAAUUGGUGUCGCGAGUGCAAUACGUUGAGAAACAAUUGAAGGAGCUGAUCGCAUUAUAG
This is a messenger RNA of Pieris macdunnoughi, 1641 nucleotides long. The record is from the annotation of a GenBank genome assembly. NCBI's taxonomy places the organism in Eukaryota, Metazoa, Arthropoda, Insecta, Lepidoptera, Pieridae.